Messenger RNA from Cynoglossus semilaevis (tongue sole), 1310 nucleotides. Its product is annotated as nociceptin receptor-like. Gene Ontology annotation, biological process: G protein-coupled receptor signaling pathway; detection of chemical stimulus involved in sensory perception of smell. Gene Ontology annotation, molecular function: olfactory receptor activity; odorant binding; G protein-coupled receptor activity. The coding region runs from base 186 to 1097 and encodes 303 amino acids. The transcript has a single exon. Lineage: Eukaryota; Metazoa; Chordata; Actinopteri; Pleuronectiformes; Cynoglossidae. The record is from RefSeq and is a predicted model, not a curated record. Gene Ontology annotation, cellular component: membrane.
CGCGCGUACGUGUUUGUGUGUGUGUUUUCCAGCCAUGUCUAUAAAAAAAGUCACCACGCCUUUCUCUUGCAGAGCUCUGGGCUCAGGGGCUUAGCUGCAGGGGUUCAAGGUGUUUGACAUCAGCUGGAAGAUCAUUUCACAUCUGUUAGUUGUUGGAUCACACAACAACUCUUUAACAUAGGAACAUGGCAAAUCACAGCUCUGCUGCUGAGGGUGGGACUUUGGAGAGGUUGGGUUACCGUGGCGUCAUGGUGCAGGUUCUUUUGUUGACUUUUCUCUGCACCAACUUGUUGCUUAUUGUUACCCUUUUGUCCAAUAGUUGCUUUUACACCAGGACGCGCUACAUACUUUUCACUGUCACACUUUUCUCUGACAGUUUAAUUUUAUUUAUAAGCGACAUUCUGUUUCUGGUCAAUCGCUUCAAGAUGCACAUAGCCUUGUGUGUUCCAAUCUACAUUCUGGUGCUUGUUUACAUUUUUGUUACGCCCUUGACUCUGACAGCAAUGACCUUAGAGUGCUAUGUGGCCAUUUGCUUGCCACUGCGUCAUGGAGAGCUCUGCACCACCCGCAGGACCCUGCACUGCAUCCUCAUCAUCCACGGCCUGAGCCUGUUGCCCGUCACAGUAAUUCUCAGUGUUUUCUUCAUCUCAGCUCCUCCCAUAUACUACUCCAUUCAAAGAGUCUGCUCCAUGGACAUGUUUGUCUUUCUCAAAUGGCAGGAUAAUGUUAAGUUGGUUUUAUAUCAGGUGUAUUUUCUUGCAAUGGCUGCCACCAUCUGUUUCUCCUUCAUUAAAAUCAUGAAGGCAGCCAGAGCUGCUUCAAGAGAAGAUAAAAAGUCAGAGAAGAAAGCACUUAGAAGAGUGUCACUGCAUGGUUUUCACCUGCUCCUCUGUCUAGUCCAGCUGUGGUGCCCUUUCAUAGAAACUGCCGUUCUUCAUAUCAGUAUUACACUGUUUAUUGAUGUCAGAGUUUCAAAUUACAUUCUGUUUUAUCUUUCUCCAAAGUGUUUGAAUCCACUCAUUUAUGGCCUCUGGGAUGAGAAGAUUCUCCAAGCUCUGAAAAAGAAAUUCCUGUCAUGGAGACAAGAAAAAGAAUAGGAAACAAAGUCUAUAGGAGCUAGACGUUUGCAAAAUGUUUAACUUGAUCUUUGUUGGAGCACAGUUUGGUUUUAUUACAGAAAUAAAUCUAUCAAGGCAAAAGUUGUUUUUGCUUUUAAAUGAGUCACAUCUCCUGAGUCACACUACAGGUUUUUGAUUGAACUUACUGCAUCAUUGCUGGACCAUUAUUAAUGCAAGAAGCCAAUUGAGGUU